This is a messenger RNA of Cyphellophora europaea CBS 101466, 1692 nucleotides long. RefSeq lists its product as uncharacterized. The record is from RefSeq and is a predicted model, not a curated record. Gene Ontology annotation, biological process: protein N-linked glycosylation; nucleoside diphosphate catabolic process. The transcript has a single exon. NCBI's taxonomy places the organism in Eukaryota, Fungi, Ascomycota, Eurotiomycetes, Chaetothyriales, Cyphellophoraceae. Bases 1 to 1692 code for a protein of 563 amino acids. Gene Ontology annotation, molecular function: GDP phosphatase activity; UDP phosphatase activity. Gene Ontology annotation, cellular component: membrane; Golgi apparatus.
AUGUCCACUAACUCCUCUCUCUGGUCCUACGUCCCCUUCAGUAGUGGUCAGACUUCACAACCCCGCCGCCGCUCCUCCCUUCCCAAGCACAACAAAUCGACGAGCGCCUCUGCGGCCCCUUGGGAUCCCUUCAAGACCGACCGCGGCGCUCCGCGAUCUAGCACGCUGGAGAACAUAAAGGCCGCCUGGAUGACCCAGUCGCGGCAGGCCCGCUACCUCAAGGCUGGCGGCAUCCUGUCAUUAAUUGUACUCCUAUACUGGUUUCUUGCGAGUCCCUCAUCGGUAGGGAACGUCGGCGGGAACAUCUACUCGCCGGAAAACAGCCCAACGACACGAUGUACACGGCCACACGAUGCUCAGAAGCCACUGGUGCAGUAUGCUAUCAUGAUUGAUGCAGGGUCAACCGGGAGUCGCAUUCAUGUGUACAAAUUCAAUAACUGUGGGCCAACACCUGAGCUGGAGAAUGAGGAGUUCAAGAUGACGGAGAAGAAGUCUGGCGGGUCUGGGCUUUCAAGCUAUGGCGAAAAUGCAUUGGAGGCGGCUGUAUCGCUGGACCCGUUGAUGCAGGUUGCCUUGGACACGGUGCCUGACGCGUACAAGUCAUGUACACCAGUCGCCGUGAAGGCCACCGCAGGUCUGAGAUUACUGGGCCACAAAUUAAGCACUGACAUCCUAUCCGCCGUUCGAUCAAGACUCGAGAAGCACUUUCCAUUCCCUGUUGUAUCCGAGGAGAAAGGCGGCGUGUCCAUCAUGUCUGGCGACGACGAGGGUGUGUAUGCCUGGAUCACCACCAACUACCUCUUGGGCAAGAUCGGCGGCCCAGACAACACGCCCACAGCUGCCAUCUUUGACUUGGGUGGCGGCAGCACUCAAAUCGUCUUUCAGCCUACUUUUCCCGGAAGUAGCACCGGUGGCAUGCCCGAGAAGAUGGCGGAGGGUGACCACAAAUAUAAGCUCAGCUUCGGUGGACGCGACUUCGAGCUAUACCAGCACUCGCACCUUGGCUAUGGCUUGAUGGCGGCGAGAGACGCCCUUCAUACCUUGGUGGUUGACAUGGCUAAGAUUGACACGAUCGCCGAGCUGACAUCGAGCGCGAUUUCGAAUCCUUGCAUCACCCCGGGCGAGAAGAAAACCAUCGAAGUCAAGUUCCCUGAAGGACAUGCCUUUGCUGGCAAGCACGAAGUUACCAUGGAGGGACCUGCCGAUGCUAUCCCCGCACAAUGCCGCGCUUUGACCGAGGAGAUCCUCCACAAAGAAGCCAAGUGCGACCUGGCUCCAUGCUCCUUCAACGGUGUGCAUCAGCCAUCCCUUGGCAAGACGUUUUCGCGAGAGGAUGUCUAUAUCUUCAGUUAUUUCUACGACCGAACGCGGGUUCUGGGAAUGCCCGAGUCUUUUACGGUGCGCGAGCUCCACGAUUUGACAGCAAAAGUCUGCGGUGGGCCCAAGCACUGGACUGCGUUUGAGAGCAUCCAAGGCGCGAUUGAAGAAUUGAGAGACCGGCCGGAGAGUUGUUUAGACAUGAAUUUUAUGACUGCGUUGUUGCAUACCGGGUAUGAAAUGCCUCUGGAUCGCGAGGUCAAGAUCGCGAAGAAAAUCAAGGGCAAUGAACUCGGCUGGUGUCUGGGAGCGAGCUUGCCGUUACUGGAGGCAGGCAGCGGGUGGGAGUGCAAGGUUAGGGAGGUUGGCUCAUAG